This is a messenger RNA of Dufourea novaeangliae, 1106 nucleotides long. RefSeq names its product delta-aminolevulinic acid dehydratase (gene Pbgs). The record is from RefSeq and is a predicted model, not a curated record. Bases 28 to 1038 code for a protein of 336 amino acids. Gene Ontology annotation, cellular component: cytosol. Gene Ontology annotation, molecular function: zinc ion binding; porphobilinogen synthase activity. Gene Ontology annotation, biological process: heme biosynthetic process. Lineage: Eukaryota; Metazoa; Arthropoda; Insecta; Hymenoptera; Halictidae. The transcript is spliced from 5 exons.
UAGUACGAUUUAAGAAAAUUUCGGAAAAUGGCAGAGGUUGUCGCAAAACAUACUCUUCACAGUGGCAUUUUUCAUCCUUUACUGCGGCAAUGGCAAUCACCAAAUGUUGAGAUUACUGUUAAUAAUCUUAUGUAUCCAAUUUUUAUUUUAGAUGAGGAAGAUGCUAAAGAUCCAAUUGCUAGUAUGCCAGGUGUUUAUAGAUAUGGAGUUAAUCAAUUACAUAAAAUGUUGCAACCAUUGGUAUCAAAAGGAUUACAGUCAAUAUUAUUGUUUGGAGUAUCAAAACACUUGAAGAAGGAUCAUGUUGGAAGUAAUGCAGAUAGUGCACAAAAUCCAAUUGUUCAAGCUGUGCCUUUAAUAAGACAAUGGUUUCCAGAUUUAUUGAUAGCAUGUGAUGUUUGUUUAUGUCCUUACACAGUUCAUGGACACUGUGGAAUUAUAAAUGAGGAUGGAACCAUCAAUAAUAAAGCUAGUAUUACAAGAAUUUCAGAAAUUGCCCUUGCAUAUGCAAAGGCUGGAGCACAAAUUGUGGCCCCAUCUGACAUGAUGGAUGGAAGAAUAGGUGUAAUAAAACAACGAUUGGCAGCAGCUGGAUUAUCAAACAAAGUUGCAGUUUUAUCUUAUGCUGUCAAAUUUGCAUCAGGCUUCUAUGGCCCUUUCAGAGAUGCAUCACAAUCAACACCUCAAUUUGGGGAUAGAAAAUGUUAUCAAUUACCUCCAGGAAGUAAUGGAUUAGCUGCCAGAGCUGCUGCUAGAGAUGUUUCUGAAGGAGCUGAUAUGCUUAUGGUGAAACCAGGUCUAGCGUAUUUGGAUGUUGUUAGGCACACAAAGGAUUCACAUCCGGAAUAUCCAAUGUUUGUUUAUCAGGUUUCAGGAGAAUAUGCUAUGCUUUAUCAUGGGGCUCAGAAUGGUGCAAUCAAUUUAAAGAACGUGUUAAAUGAAGUUCUUCUAUCUAUGAGAAGAGCAGGGGCUGAUUGUAUUAUAACAUAUUUUACACCAUUAAUUUUAGAUAUGUUGCAACCAAAAAGCAAGUAUUAAGGUGUUCCAUGUAAAACAUACUUAACAUGUACAUAUAUCAGGGUGUUUGACAUUUUAAAUAAAUACAC